AUGCUUCUGUUUCCCACUUCUCACAGUCGAAGCAAACGACAAGGACUAGUCAGCUCACAACCUCGUCUUCGUCCGGAAUUCGAAGUAAUCAAGGCGACUAUGGGAAUGAACGAACAGAUCGCUCUGAGUGAAGAGGUGUAUGUGAUCGAGCGGGAAUGCCAAGGUGAUACCAGAUAUAUUGCGGAUAGAUUGAAGAAAUACUUGGACUCACGUUACGGUCGUAUGUGGCAUGUGGUCAUUUGCAAAGGUUCUACUGCAUCCAGCUUCUCACACAUUCCAUACACUUCGUUCUUUUUCUUGUACAAAGGUCACACUUAUUUGAUCUGGCGAACCCCGGAAUAA
Echinostoma caproni is the source of this 342-nucleotide messenger RNA. The record is from the annotation of a GenBank genome assembly. Lineage: Eukaryota; Metazoa; Platyhelminthes; Trematoda; Plagiorchiida; Echinostomatidae.